GGGUCCGGUGUUGAUGGGAGGACCGAAUAAAUAGCGAGCCCGGAUGCGCUCCGGGAUGAGACGGAGCAGAGGAGGCGAGCAGGAAGCCUGUCAGUGUGCUGCGCGUCCGCCCCAAAGUGUCCCCACUGCGACUUUGGACUCAACUUGUACUCUGCGCUUGUUGGCCCUAUCCCCGGCGAGCUCGCGUUUCCCGUUUCCCGUUUCUCGGCGACGUCAGUGAAGCAGUCGCCGUCUUCUCUGCUCCGGGUCGCGUAAAGAUUGGUCAGCCUCGCGCUCGCGUCCUCGUUCAGUUGACUUUUGUUGACUCGGUUGUCCACCAUGAUGAUCAUCAUCGCGGAGUUCUUCGUGGUCAUCCUGAAGGUGCUGUGGGCUUUCGUAACAGCCGGGGCCAAGUGGGUGGUGCGGCCCAAGGAGAAGAGCGUGGCCGGACAGGUGUGCGUGAUCACCGGGGCUGGAAGUGGCCUCGGGCGGCUCUUCGCCAAGGAGUUCGCCCGGCGGAGAGCCAUCCUGGUGCUGUGGGACAUUAACAGCCAAAGCAACGAGGAGACGGCGGAGAUGGUGCGGCAGAUUUACCACGAAGUGGACACGCCGACCUCCAAAGACGGUGGCGUUGAAGAAGUGCCCCCGUUCCAGCCCCAGGUGUACACGUACGCGUGCGACGUGGGCAAACGGGAGAGCGUGUACUCCACGGCCGAGAAGGUGCGUCGGGAGGUGGGCGAGGUGGACAUACUUAUCAACAACGCCGGCGUGGUGUCGGGCCAUCAUCUCCUGGAGUGCCCCGACGAGCUGAUCGAGCGCACCAUGGUGGUCAACUGCCACGCACACUUCUGGACCACCAAGGCGUUUCUCCCCAAGAUGCUGGAGCUGAACCACGGCCACAUUGUGACGGUUGCCAGCUCCUUGGGUUUGUUCAGCACAGCUGGAGUGGAGGAUUACUGUGCCAGUAAGUUCGGCGCCAUCGGUUUCCACGAGUCCCUGAGCCACGAGCUGAAGGCCUCUGAGAAGGACGGCAUCAACAUGACCCUGGUGUGUCCUUACCUGGUGGACACUGGCAUGUUCAAAGGCUGCAGGAUAAGGAAGGAGAUCGAACCAUUUCUGCCUCCCUUGAAGCCUGAAUUCUGCGUCAAGCAGGCCAUGCGUGCCAUUCUCACCGACCAGCCCAUGAUCUGCACGCCUCGCAUCGUCUAUAUGGUCAACUUCAUGAAAAGCAUCCUGCCCUUCGAGGCCAUCGUGUGCAUGUACCGCUUCCUCGGCGCCGAUAAGUGCAUGUACCCUUUCCUGGCGCAGCGGAAGGAGGCCAUGAACAACAACGAGGCCAAGAAUGGGAUCUAGGGGGCACUGUCAACAACAUGAACAGGGUCGGGGGGGGGGGGGGGGGGGGAGUUACAUUAUCCUGCGAGCACGAGGAGACGACCACUGCGAGGGAGGGUUUGGGGGAAAUGGUAGCAAGGCGGAAAGACUGACUCUGGGCUGGUGCACUUGCAUUGAGCAAAUGCAAAGGUUUACCAUAUUGUUCCUCUGGGACAAAGAAAGCUGUGUACUACACAAUGGAUUUAUGUCAUUUGUGUGUGUGUGUGUGUGAGUGUGUGUGUGUGCGUGUUUUUUAAAAGAGACAUCUAUAUAUACUGUGUCACUAGUUUUGAAACAGUAUCCAAUAAUUAACUAUUUAGUCACCAGCCUUAUCUAGUGUCAUUGGAAAUAUACAGUAUGUUACUGUACAGACAGUAAAACAACAAACCUUUCUUCCCCUUUUUUAUGUAGACCUGCACUGUAAUUUUCUAAGCUUUCUCUACACUGCCAACUCUGAAAUACACAUUAAGUUACAAACAUAUUUAAAAGUACUGUCCCUUCAUGAAACGAUUCAGUCACAUGUAAAAUGAAGAAUGUAUAUGUUCAAGAUUUUGUAGUUGUAUCUGUUACCAGGCGACCGCUGGAGGGAAAUGUAUGAAAAGAUUUGUUUAUUUUCUGUCUUCACCCCUACCCCUAAAAAAUGAAGUAACACUGUGCUGUCAGUUUAUCCAGUUGAAAGUGUGUCGUAAAUGUUGUGAGUAGCCCAGUAACCCAAAUGACAGUCUCCCUAUAUUGUCGGAUAUUUGCAAUAUGGGGAGGACACAGUUUUAAAAGACAUUCCAAUAGGCGUCACUCCUCCAGUCACAGUGAUGAGCCUCAAUUGUCUACCUCUUUGUUAUUUUGCCUUUUUAUUUUUUGACAAUAUGACAUGCCUUUUUUUUUUUUGUAAUUUCCUGAAGACUGCUCCAUAGCAAUGUAUGGUUCUGAUGUUUAGUGUCUCUACCUAACUUAAAUUAAUAAAGUGAUUUAGAUUAUUA
Molecule: messenger RNA, 2327 nt
Organism: Phyllopteryx taeniolatus (common seadragon)
Lineage: Eukaryota; Metazoa; Chordata; Actinopteri; Syngnathiformes; Syngnathidae
Product: retinol dehydrogenase 10-A
Exons: 6
Coding region: 319-1332 (337 amino acids)
Cellular component (GO): lipid droplet
Molecular function (GO): oxidoreductase activity, acting on the CH-OH group of donors, NAD or NADP as acceptor
Source: RefSeq, a predicted model, not a curated record